This is a messenger RNA of Morus notabilis, 5992 nucleotides long. RefSeq names its product DDT domain-containing protein PTM. Bases 204 to 5423 code for a protein of 1739 amino acids. Lineage: Eukaryota; Viridiplantae; Streptophyta; Magnoliopsida; Rosales; Moraceae. The record is from RefSeq and is a predicted model, not a curated record. The transcript is spliced from 11 exons.
CUUCCUCUAGGGCUUUCUCGUCGUCCUCACUGUUCUGCCCUGGAAGCCGAAGACGCGUCCUCCAAUGGCGGUAAUUGAAAUCUAAUAAAGAACUACCAAUGAAGUAUCGGAUAGUUUUCAUUUAGCUUUUUGUUAUAGAAAGUUCUGUUGGGGAUUGUUGUUUCGAAGGGAAUUUAGGGUUAGGACCCGAUUGGAUUUGGUGAAUGGAGGCUCCGGUUGCUCGGAAAAGGGGUCGGCCGAGGAAACGGAGGAGAGAGGAUGAAGAUGAAAAUGUUGCUGGUGAUGGAAAAGUGGGCCCAGAAAGCAAGAAACAGGUCACCGGGAUGAAGCCGAUUGUGUUGCUGGGCCGAUAUCUGCUGAAAGAGUUUGGUGGAAGUGGAGUUUUUCUCGGGAAAGUUGUGUAUUAUGCAGAUGGUUUGUACAGAGUGAAUUACGAAGAUGGCGACUUUGAGGAUUUGGAGAGCCGUGAGAUUCGCGGAAGUCUCUUGGACGCUAAAGAUUUCAACAAGGAUUUGAGCGUCAGAAGGAAGAAACUUGACGCGUUGGUGUUGAAAAAUGGUGGGAAUUCCAUAGAUGGUUCAAACGGCCGCGGUGUGGAAUCAACAAAGGGGGCCGAUAAGGUUGAACCAUCCACGUCGAAUGAGUUGCAUGAUGGAUCAGUUGCUCAAAAUGAUGAGGGAGAAGUUGACGGUGAUUCUGAUUCGUCAAGUGAUUCUUCUGAAUGUGGUAGGGAUAGGGAUUUGGGUUUUGCAGACGAGGCACCUGCUGUUCCUCCGCCGGAACUGCCACCUUCUUCUGGAUCCAUUGGUGUGCCGGAGCAGUAUGUGUCACAUCUUUUUUCGGUUUAUGGUUUCUUGCGAUCGUUUAGCAUCUCUUUGUUCUUAAGUCCGUUUACUUUGGAUGAUUUUGUGGGGUCGCUUAAUUGUCGUGUUCCUAACACAUUGUUGGAUGCCAUCCAUCUUGUUGUUAUGCGUGCCUUGAGGCGUCAUCUUGAGACACUCUCUGCCGAAGGCUUGGAGCUUGCAUCAAAAUGCGUGAGGUGUAUUGACUGGUACUUGCUGGACACGUUGACUUGGCCUGUUUACUUGGUUCAAUACUUGACAAUUAUGGGAUACACAAAGGAACCAGAGUGGAAGGGGUUUUAUGAUGAAGUUUUGGGAAGGGAGUAUUAUUCUUUACCUGUGGGUAGGAAGCUAAUUAUUCUGCAAGUUUUAUGUGAUGAUAUCCUAGAUUCUGCAGAGCUAAGAGCUGAGAUUGAUGCGCGCGAGGAAUCAGAAGUUGGGGUAGAUUGUGAUGCAGAUGACAUAAAUCCUCCUGAAAAUGGACCCAGAAGGGUCCAUCCCAGAUAUUCGAAAACUUCUGCCUGCAAGAACAGAGAAGCUAUUGGAAUUAUUGGAGAAAACCAUAUGAUAAAUUCAUCAAGUAACUCAAAUUUUCGCGGUUCCAAGAGUACUAAAGGUGAUGUGGAUGCUGCUAAUGCGGACGUUGAUCGAAAUAGUGAUGAAUGUCGACUUUGUGGCAUGGAUGGUACCUUACUUUGUUGUGACGGGUGCCCAUCGGCAUACCACACUAGAUGCAUAGGUGUGAUGAAAUUGUCUAUACCAGAAGGAUCAUGGUAUUGUCCAGAGUGCACAGUGAACAAGAUAGGGCCAACCAUUAGAAUUGGAACGUCCCUUAAAGGCGCUGAAAUAUUUGGGAUUGAUUCAUAUGGGCAAGUCUUCUUGGGUACUUGCAACCACUUAUUGGUGCUCAAGGCUUUGGUCAACGAAGAACCAUGUCUCAGGUAUUACAAUAGGAAGGACAUUCCAAAAGUUCUGCAGAUGCUUUGUUCGUCUGCACAACAUGGAGCUUUAUACUUGGGGGUUUGCCAGGCAAUUGUACAAUAUUGGGACAUACCCAUGAGUAUCACAUCUCUACCAGAAAUGAGGGAAAGAGAUGCAGAUUCAGCAAAGCCAAAAGAAGAUGCCAUCUUACCUACUUAUUCACUUCCUCUUCCUGUCGCGGAUGAUCACAACAACACUGCUAGUAUAAAUGAAAGUAGUAUGGGCGACGUGACAACAUCACUUGAGACUUGCGUUAAUAUGGUUCAAGUUGACUUUACUAGUUCUCAGAUCAAGGCCGAUGGGUUGAUUGGUUCAGUUAGCCAACAUGUUGGUCAUUCUGAUUUCAGCAAUCAAAGUUUAGUUGAGAGAUCAACUGCAGAAGAACUUACCAGUAACUGCAAUUACACUGGGCAUGGAAAUGGUAUUCGUUUUCUAGUGACUUUGUCUUCUCAGAGAAACAAAGGCAAUUAUGAAGCUUUAGGGAAGGGUGAAAGCAAUUCAUUUGAUGAUUGUGUGUACAUGGGGUCUCUUUAUAAACCUCAGGCUUAUUUAAAUCAUUAUAUGCACGGGGACUUUGCUUCAUCAGCUGCUGCUAAGUUGGCUCUUCUCUCUUCAGAAGAAACUCGGGUUUCAGAGACUCAUACUUCGGGUAAUUCCAAAAAAGUCGCAUCUGAAAACUAUUUGCAAACAAAAGCAUUCUCAUUAGUAGCCUCACGUUUCUUCUGGCCCACUUCUGAGAAGAAGCUUGUGGAGGUUCCAAGGGAGAGGUGUGGUUGGUGCCUAUCCUGUAAGGCUACUGUCUCGAGCAAGAGAGGGUGUAUGUUAAAUCAUGCUGCCUUAAGUGCCACUAAAGGUGCUACUAGGAUCCUUGCCACCCUCCGUCCCUUAAAGAGUGGAGAGGGGAGUCUUGCAAGCAUUGCAACAUACAUAUUAUAUAUGGAGGAAAGUUUAUGUGGUCUAAUAGUUGGCCCCUUUCUGAAUGCAAGUUAUAGGAAACAAUGGUGCAAACAGGUGGAACAAGCGUCAUCUUGCAGUGAAAUAAAAGCCCUCCUGCUUGAACUCGAGGAAAAUAUACGGAUUAUUGCUCUUUUGAGUGAUUGGGUUAAGCUUGUUGAUGAUUGGUUGGUUGAAUAUUCGGCAAUGCAAAAUGCUUCAUGCACUGCUGGAACAACACAAAAAUGUGGUCCUGGUAGGCGAAAGAAGCAAUCUGCUAUGUCUGAACUUACAGAUGAUGGUUGCCAUGAAAAAAGCUUCAUCUGGUGGCAAGGGGGGAAGCAAUCAAAGCUUGUAUUCCAGAAAGCAAUUUUGCCCUCUGCAAUGGUAAAGAGAGCAGCUCGUCAAGGAGGUUCGAGGAAAAUCUCUAGUGUAUUUUAUACUGAUGGUUCUGAGAUUCCUAAAAGAAGCAGACAGUUAGCUUGGAGGGCUGCGGUUGAAAUGAGUAAUAAUGCCUCCCAGCUUGCACUUCAGGUCAGAUACCUUGACUGUCAUGUAAGAUGGAGUGAUCUUGUUCAUCCUGAGCAAAAUCUCCAGGAUGGGAAAUGUGCAGAGACAGAAGCAUCUGCUUUUAGAAAUGCGGUCAUUUGUAGCAAAAGAGUUCUGGAAAACAAGGUCAUUUAUGGGAUUGCCUUUGCCGGCCAAAAGCAUCUUCCUUCCCGUGUCAUGAAGAGUAUCAUUGAAAUUGAGCAAAGUCAGGAUGGGCAGGAGAAGUUUUGGUUUCAUGAAAAUCGGGUUCCUUUAUACUUGAUUAAAGAGUACGAACGAGGUGCUAUUGAAGUGCCAUUGCCAUCAAUUCAGGAGCCUUUUAAUUUCUUGCCUAAGUUGCAGAAGAAACGGAUGAAGGCUCCUUACAGAGAUGUGUUUUUCUACCUUACAUGCAAGAGAGAUAAUCUGGAGAUAUGCACCUGUAUUUCAUGUCAAAUGGAUGCUGUAUUAGGGACGGCAGUCAAGUGCGGUGUGUGCAAAGGUUUUUGUCAUAGAGACUGUACAGUUAGUUCAACAUUUUCAACAAAUGAGGAAGUUGAGUUUUUGAUGAUGUGCAAGCAGUGCUACCACGGAAAAGUUCUUACGCAGAAUGGAACUUGCAAUGAAUCUCCAACUAGUCCUUUGCACUUGCAAGUGCCAAAAUACAAGAAUUUGAUGACCGUGGGUAAAUCUAAUAUCAGAGCACAGGACACUCCUUCUGUGACCAAACAAGCUACUUCUGAAUCUAGUAUAGCUGUGAAAAGUCGACGCAAGCAGUGUAAUUGGGGUGUCAUCUGGAAGAAGAAGAACAGUAAGGAUUCAAGCGUUCCUGAUCAAAACAUUAAAGAUACAAGCAUUGAUUUCAGGCUUAAUAACAUUCUUUUAAAGGGGGGUGGCUUGGGUGCCCACAGGAUGGAACCUCAAUGCCACCUUUGCCGAAAGCCAUAUAGGUCAGAUCUGAUGUAUAUUUGCUGCGAAACUUGCAAAAAUUGGUAUCACGCUGAUGCUGUUAAACUCGAGGAGUCAAAGAUUUUUGAUAUAGCAGGCUUCAAGUGUUGCAAGUGCAGGAGGAUAAAAUCACCGUUGUGUCCCUUUAUGGACCAUAAAGAGAAAACACAGGAGGGCAAAAAGAAUUUCAUUCGGCAUUUGAAACGAGAGAAUUCUGGGGUGGACUCUGAUAGUGGAACUGCUUUUUACCCAAGACAAAGUGAAAUUGCGACUCCAAUGAGUGAAAGCAAGAAAACAUGCAUUACACCUUUGAAGCAAGAAAGUUCCGGAGUGGACUCCGAUUCUGGAACCAUUUUCUAUUCCAGACAAAGUGAACCCUCUACUCCAAUGUUUCCCUUGAGUGAAAUUGCGACUCCGAUGAGUGAAAGCAAGAAAACAUGCAUUACACCUUUGAAGCAAGAAAGUUCCGGAGUGGACUCCGAUUCUGGGACCAUUUUCUAUUCCAGACAAAGUGAACCCUCUACUCCAAUGUUUCCCUUGGAGGAAGUGUCCCAACAGGACGAUGAUCCUCUUCUUUUUCCUCUUUCAAGAGUCGAGCUUGUUAUGGAGCGUGAUUCAGAAAUUGAUACUGAAUGGGACACUGGUAGGCCAGGGCCACAGAAAUUGCCAGUUAGAAGGCAUGUGAAGCGUGAAGGGGAUUUGGAUGAUUUUCCGGGCAGUAAUUUUUCUAAUGCUGAAUUUUAUUCGGAUACUAUGAUGGAAAACCCCAUGGAACCUACAGAGAACACAUUGUAUCCUCCUACCGAAUGGGAUAUCUCUGUCGACGGUGUGGAAGGUGACAUAAUGUUUGACGGUGAAGGUUUUGAUUAUGAUUUUGAACCCCAGACCUUUUUCACUUUUUCGGAGUUGCUGGGAGCUGAUGCUCCUGGGGAGGAACCAGAAGAUCAGGGAAAGUUCUGCGCAAUUUCACAGGAUGAGGUCUGUGAACAACAUGGAAUGAACAUUAGCAAUGCAUGGAAUCCCAUGCCAUCAGCAUCUGCCAAGUGUCAGCUUUGUUUCCAUGAAGAACCAGAUCCCGAUCUUUCUUGUCAGAAUUGUGGGCUUUGGGUACACAGUCAUUGUUUGCCCUCGACUGACCAGUCAUCAUUUGAUGGCCUCUGGAAGUGCAACCAAUGCCGAGAGUGGCGUUAGUAGAUUUUGGUGAGUUGCAAAAUGAUGAACUAUAGUUGGUGGAUGAUGACGAGUCGACGACGAAGCAGGCAUGCUUGUUGAUGUUGUGGAGGUACAACAAGCUCGCUCCCCAUCACUUAUGAAACUCUGAAAAUAUUUUGCAAGACCUAUGAGUAUGCUUCGAAGGCAAUCAUUUUCUUCAUUUCCACAAUGGUUGUCUCAAUGGUAUAUAGCCUUUCUUGAUGGCAUGAUUCCUCCUCCGCGGCAAGCUUAUUUUCAGUAAACCAACUAGUGAAAUCAUAGGUAUUUUGUUGCUUGAUCCUUGGAGGUCUUGGGGUUAUUCAUGAAUAUCCCUCAGUUUUCCCUUAUCUUGUGAUGGGGGAAGAAUAUUGUUUCCGAGCCAUGUUCUCUGAACUUGGAAGAUAAGCAGUUUUUUUUUUUCUGUGCUUAUCCGACUAAAUUGCAUGUAAAUGAAAGUUCUACCACACCUUUUGUUUCCCCUCUUGACUCGGGAUUAAAGACUCUAGAGCAGAUUUUCAAAUAUAUUCUUUGGAGAAAGAAUUAAAAGUUGUCAAUGCCGUAUACAUUGA